UUAUAAGGAACAACUAGGCUAAACUUAAACAGAGUCUAUUCAAAAGUGCAAAAUCUUACGGAAUCAAAAGUUAAGGUCCAUCUUUUUGAAAGAUAGGUCCCACGGACCGGAAAUAGAAGGGUGUGACUUCGCUACAAGUGGGCUUCUUUCAAACAGAUAGGUGGAUAAAGGCAAAUCACUUGCAAUAGGCCUACGACGUCAUAGGUUUACUGUUAGUAGCUAGAUGUUAUUUUGUCAACGUUUUGUUAACGAAGAGUUUGAAAACAUGUUUAGCAGAUGUUUACGGUACUUCCGUAGUUUACUGUAAUACCUGUUGGCUUUAAAGAAGAAGUUGUGAAACUAGCAGCAAUAGCGGUACCAGCAUCUCUUUUUAUGGACUAUUCUAUACCAUUACAAGUCCGACAUUUGGGAAGGACAGAGCUUGCUGGUGUUGCUCUCGCCAAUGCUGUUAUAAAUGUCACAGGUGUUUUUGUAGUAGGAGUUGGGUUAUCAGCAGCUUGUGACACGUUAAUUUCUCAGACUUUUGGAAGUGGCAAUGUGAAGAGAGUGGGAGUCAUUUUACAGAGAGCAAUUCUGAUUUUGCUGCUGGCAUGUGUCCUAUGCUGGACCAUUCUCAUGAACACUGAACCUAUCCUGCUUGCCAUCAGUAAGGAUCCACACAUUGUGAAGGUCUCACAAAAGUACAUGAAGAUAUUCAUGAUAGCACUACCAGCAUCAUUUGCUUAUCGACUUGAGUCAAGAUAUCUUCAGAACCAGGAGAUAAUCUGGCCACAGGUCAUAUGUGGGGUAGUGGCAGUUUGCAUCAGUGCACUCACUAACUACAUAUUCCUGUUUGUCCUGGGCCUUGGUGUUGUUGGUUCAGCUGGAGCAAAUGUCAUCUCCCAAUAUUCCAUGGUUAUAACACUUUUCUUUUACAUUCAUUGGAAAGGCCUUCAUAAGAACACUUGGGCAGGCUGGUCCAAAGAGUGCCUGCAAGAGUGGGGUUGCUACAUCCGUCUAGCCAUCCCCAGCAUGAUCGUGAUCAGCAUGGAAUGGUGGACUUUUGAGAUCGGGGGAUUUCUGGCAGGACUGUUAAAUGAGGUGAAGUUGGGGACCCAGGCCAUUGUCUUUGAAUUGGCAAAUGUUUCCUUAAUGAUUCCAUAUGGUUUUAGCAUUGCAGGCAGUGUAAGAGUGGGCAAUGCCCUAGGGGCUGGGGAGACUGAGAGUGCUAAGCGCUCUGCCAAGAUAUCCAUAGGAUGUGCAUUCUUAGUCUCUGUAUGAGCCAUUAUCUUUGGGACAACAAAGGAUGUAAUCGCCUAUGUCUUCUCAAAUGAUGAGCAAAUAAGGAACAGAGUUGCCCAGGUGAUGAUCAUCUAUGCUCCCUUCCACAUCAUAGAUGCAUCAGGGGCUGCAGGAACUAGUAUCAUGAAAAGCUUGGGGAAGCAGAAGAUUGGGGCCAUAUGCAGCACCUUGAGCUACUAUGGCAUUGGUUUCCCUAUCGGAUUGUCUCUAAUGUUUGCAGCAAAGCUUGGUGUGAUGGAUUUCUGGGUCGGUCUUCUCAUCUGUGUCUUCAUGCAGUUGGUGUUUGUCAUAACCUAUCUCGUUAAAAUGGACUGGAGGAAAGCCACCGAGAAGGCCUUAGAAAGAGCUGGGGUGCAGGUUAAUUUCACAGAAACAGAAGAGAGCCCCGAGGAGCAGCAGGUUGUCAGUGGCACAGCUGAGGGUCACAGCGACACACAUGUCCUGCAUGAGGCAGAGGAUGUGGUGGGUGUGACCACGGUUGGGAGACCUUUGUCAACCAGGGAGCUGGUGCUACGCCGAGGGCUGGCUGUAGGUGUCACUCUCACCAUUUUUACCGCAGGAGUCAUUACUCAUGUGCUGCUGUCCAGGAAUGAAUGGGACAUCCCAAAGCUAAGCUGAUAGUAGACAGGGGCAAAACCUAGAACAAUCCGAUAAUGAUCACUAUCAAACUUUUUUCAGUUGAUUCUAUAGUUAAUAUAUACACAGGGAACUGCACAAGUGUCAGUUGUUUCAUCCUGUUGGAUUUGCCCUUCAAAAAUACAGCAACAAAUACUGAUAUUGGUGAACAGUUUUGUGCAUUUUAUUUU
Messenger RNA from Alosa sapidissima (American shad), 2087 nucleotides. It is a transcript of the gene slc47a3, whose product is annotated as solute carrier family 47 member 3. The record is from RefSeq and is a predicted model, not a curated record. Gene Ontology annotation, cellular component: membrane. Gene Ontology annotation, molecular function: antiporter activity; xenobiotic transmembrane transporter activity. Gene Ontology annotation, biological process: xenobiotic detoxification by transmembrane export across the plasma membrane. Lineage: Eukaryota; Metazoa; Chordata; Actinopteri; Clupeiformes; Clupeidae.